This is a messenger RNA of Scatophagus argus, 1835 nucleotides long. RefSeq names its product biotinidase-like. Gene Ontology annotation, molecular function: hydrolase activity, acting on carbon-nitrogen (but not peptide) bonds, in linear amides. Bases 46 to 1635 code for a protein of 529 amino acids. NCBI's taxonomy places the organism in Eukaryota, Metazoa, Chordata, Actinopteri, Scatophagidae. The transcript has 6 exons. The record is from RefSeq and is a predicted model, not a curated record.
UGUCAGGGGCUAUAUUGCUGCUUUUUCAUCUGGGUUACACCAUUCAUGUCUCACUGCGAAGAAACAAUGUUUUUGUCUAUCGCCAUUUUCACUUUUUCUUUAACAUUGGCCAUUGUUCAAACAGAGCCCACUGUGGACUCCUCAUACAUUGCUGCUGUGUAUGAACACAACUUGGUCCUGAAUCCAGAUCCUCGUGUCCCUCUGUCCCAUGCCGAUGCCCUACAACACAUGCGUAAAAACUUGGAUAUCUAUGAGGUGCAGGCUGCCCAGGCUGCUCAGCAGGGUGCCCAGAUCCUGGUGUUUCCAGAGGAUGGUCUUCAGGGUUUCAACUUCAGCCGUGUGUCAAUCUCUGGCUACCUAGAAACCAUCCCUGAUCCUCAGCAGGAGAGUUGGAACCCCUGCACAGAGCCAGGCAAACACAACAACACUGAGGUUCUCCAGCGGUUGAGCUGUAUGGCCCGUCGUUACAAUCUCUACGUGGUGGCCAACAUGGCUGACCUACAGCCCUGCCCCUUGAAAACUGAGCCCUCCUCCUCCUGUCCCUCUGAUGGACACUGGCAGUUCAACACCAAUGUGGUGUUCAGGUCAGAUGGCCUGCUGGUGGCGCGCUACCAUAAGUACAACCUGUACUUUGAAGAUGCAUUUGACACUCCACCACAACCUGAGAUCAUAACAUUUGAUACACCCUUUGCUGGGAAGUUUGGCCUCAUGAUCUGCUUUGACAUCCUGUUUCAUGAGCCCACAGUUGCCCUGGUGGAGAAGGGUGUACGUCAGCUGAUCUUCCCCACAGCCUGGAUGAAUCUGCUCCCUCUACUAGACUCAGUCCAGUUCCAGCGGGCAUUCAGCUUGGGUGCCAAUGUCACCCUUCUAGCGGCCAACCUUCGUCAUGACAAAAUGAACAUGAGAGGGAGUGGCAUCUACACCCCUUUUUCUGCCACCUAUCACCAUGCCCAGAAAGGUGACCCAGAGGAGGGCAGGUUGCUGGUGGCCAGGGUGCCAGUCUUAGACCCACUGUGGGUGAGACAGAGCAAAGCCACAGAGGAGGGGGUAAUUACAAACGGGUCCACAUCAUCUAAAGCUACAGACACUAGAUCCUGUCAGCAACACACUUGUUUCGAUUCUCCUCAUCCUGAAACCGCUCCUUCAGUCCCUCCCUCCUCCAUCACUUUCAUUUCACCUAUGAUGUGUGACCCAUUUACAUUCGCCCUCCUCAACGAGACAGAGGGCGAAGUAAAGGUGUGUAAUGGCACCUUUUGCUGUUACCUGAAGUAUCAACGGUUUCCACAAACCAGCAAAACAGAACUCUAUGCGUUGGGAGCAUUUGCUGGACCACACACUGUGAGUGGACGCUAUGCCCUGCAGGUGUGUGCAUUAGUCCGCUGUGCAGGGUCAGACACUACCUCCUGUGGACAGGAAGUGGAAGAGGCUGAAACGAAAAUGGACUUCCUAUUGGAGGGGAAAUUUGAGACCAAACAUGUGUAUCCAUCCAUUUUGGGUAGCAAGAUGGUCCUGGAGGAGCCUGAACAUCUGAAAAUAGCUGCAGACGGCACAGUGAGCUUGAAACACUCCAACAUGAGUAGUGGGUUGGUCACUGCCUGUCUGUAUGGACGCAUGUAUCACCUGGACAAUGAAUGACCCGCUCUGGAGUAGACGUGUGUGUCAGGACAAAAAUAUUCAAUGUAUUAAAAUUUUAACAAAUGUUCUAAGACUGUUAACAACAACUCAGCUGAUAUACAUCUGUCUCCUGUCAUAAUACACACUGCAAUAAAUGAUAAACAAACAUCUUUAUUCAUUCUGAAAAAUAAAAUAGACAUUAAAAUGAUUUCAUUUUAUUA